This is a messenger RNA of Rotaria sordida, 210 nucleotides long. The record is from the annotation of a GenBank genome assembly. Lineage: Eukaryota; Metazoa; Rotifera; Eurotatoria; Philodinida; Philodinidae.
AUGUUUUUUGAUUUACAUACAUUAAGAAAUUCAUUAAAAAAUCUUGUCAAAUUUUAUUCAUGGGUUACACAAAAUUAUUUACCAGCAUCAAAUUUAGAUGCUAUUAGAGAACGUUUAGAUAAUUUAAUUAGAAAUUAUAUAACUGCACAUGAAAAAUUAGAUCAAACGAAAAUGGAUAAACGAGUAUUUGAAAGAAAUGAUGUUUUUUAA